Gallus gallus (chicken) is the source of this 6271-nucleotide messenger RNA. It is a transcript of the gene SLIT1, whose product is annotated as slit guidance ligand 1. NCBI's taxonomy places the organism in Eukaryota, Metazoa, Chordata, Aves, Galliformes, Phasianidae. The transcript has 37 exons. Gene Ontology annotation, molecular function: heparin binding; Roundabout binding; calcium ion binding. Gene Ontology annotation, biological process: axon guidance; negative chemotaxis. The record is from RefSeq and is marked validated. The coding region runs from base 101 to 4735 and encodes 1544 amino acids.
AGUGAGGAGUGCGGGCGCGCUUCGACGGGGCUGUGCCGUGCCAAACCGAGCCGCGCUCCCGGUGAUGCGCAGCGCUCCCUCCGUUUAGCCGCCCGCUGCCAUGGCGGUGCCGCCCGGCGCGGCCUCGACCUCCGGAGGGGCAGCGGGGGUCCCGGCGGCUCUGCGGGCCGCCGCCUGGCUCCUGGCGUUCGUCGCGCUGUGCCGGGGCCGCGCCGCAGCCUGCCCGCCGCUCUGCGCCUGCAGCGGCACCACGGUGGAUUGCCACGGUACGGCCCUGCGAGCCGUGCCCAAGAGCAUCCCCCGCGGCACCGAGCGCCUGGAGCUCAAUGGCAACAACAUCACACGUAUCCACAAGAAUGACUUCUCUGGACUGAAGCAGCUCCGUGUCCUGCAGCUGAUGGAAAACCAGAUCAGUGUGGUGGAGCGUGGUGCAUUUGAUGACAUGAAGGAGCUGGAGCGGCUACGGCUGAACCGCAACCAGCUGCACACCCUGCCCGAGCUCCUCUUCCAGCACAACCAGGCUCUGUCCAGGCUGGACCUGAGCGAGAACUUCAUCCAGGCCAUCCCCAGGAAGGCUUUCCGUGGGGCCACAGACCUCAAGAACUUGCAACUGGACAAGAACCAGAUCAGCUGCAUUGAGGAUGGGGCUUUUCGGGCUCUGCGGGGGCUGGAAGUCCUGACGCUGAACAACAACAACAUCACGUCCAUCCCCGUCUCCAGCUUCAACCACAUGCCCAAGCUGCGAACGUUCCGCCUGCACUCCAACCACCUGUUCUGCGACUGCCACCUGGCCUGGCUGGCACAGUGGCUCCGCCAGCGGCCCACCAUCGGGCUCUUCACACAGUGCGCAGCCCCGGCACAGCUCCGCGGCCUCAAUGUGGCUGAGAUCCAGAAGAACGAGUUCAGCUGCUCUGGACAAGCAGAUGGAGUGCAUGCGCAGCUCUGCAGCUUGUCCUCUGGCUCCUGCCCGGCCAUGUGCACCUGCAGCAAUGGCAUCGUGGACUGUCGGGGCAAGGGGCUGACAGCCAUCCCCGCCAACCUGCCCGAGACCAUGACGGAGAUACGCCUGGAGCUCAAUGGCAUCAAGUCCAUCCCCCCGGGUGCCUUCUCCCCCUACAAGAAGCUUCGUCGGAUAGAUCUGAGCAACAACCAGAUCUCGGAGAUCGCCCCCGACGCCUUCCAGGGUCUGCGCUCUCUCAACUCGCUGGUGCUGUAUGGCAACAAGAUCACCGACCUCCCCAAGGGCGUCUUCGGGGGACUUUUUGCCCUGCAGUUGCUGCUCCUCAAUGCCAACAAGAUCAACUGCGUGCGUGCGGAUGCCUUCCAGGACCUGCAGAACCUCUCGCUGCUCUCGCUCUAUGACAACAAGAUCCAGAGCCUGGCCAAGGGCACCUUCACCUCACUGCGUGCCAUCCAGACCCUGCACCUGGCCCAGAACCCCUUUGUCUGUGACUGCAACCUGAAGUGGUUGGCGGAUUUCCUUCGUGCCAACCCCAUUGAGACCAGCGGUGCCCGCUGUGCCAGCCCCCGGCGCCUGGCCAACAAGCGCAUUGGGCAGAUCAAGAGCAAGAAGUUCCGCUGCUCAGCCAAAGAGCAGUAUUUCAUCCCAGGGACAGAGGAUUACCAGCUGAACAGUGAGUGCAACAGCGACGUGGUGUGCCCCCCGAAGUGCCGCUGCGAGGCCGGCGUGGUGGAGUGCUCCAACCUGAAGCUCACGAAGAUCCCAGAGCGCAUCCCACAGUCCACAGCCGAGCUGCGCCUGAACAACAAUGAAAUCUCCAUCCUGGAGGCCACGGGCGUCUUCAAGAAGCUGCCUCACCUGAAGAAAAUCAACCUCAGCAACAACAAAGUGUCGGAGAUCGAGGAUGGGGCAUUCGAGGGGGCUGCAUCCGUCAGUGAACUGCACCUCACCGUCAACCAGCUGGAGUCAGUGCGGAGCGGCAUGUUCCGGGGGCUGGACGGACUGAGGACAUUGAUGCUGAGGAACAACCGCAUCAGCUGCAUCCACAACGACAGCUUCACGGGGCUGCGCAACGUGCGCCUGCUCUCACUGUACGACAACCAGAUCAGCACCAUCGCACCGGGUGCCUUCGACACGCUGCAGUCCCUCUCCACACUGAACCUGCUGGCCAACCCCUUCAACUGCAACUGCCAGCUGGCCUGGCUGGGGGACUGGCUGCGCAAGAGGAAGAUCGUGACGGGGAACCCGCGGUGCCAACACCCCGACUUCCUCCGGCAGAUCCCGCUGCAGGACGUGGCCUUCCCUGACUUCAGGUGUGAGGAAGGUCAGGAGGAGACGAGUUGCAUCCCACGGCCUCAGUGCCCUCAGGAGUGCACCUGCCUUGACACCGUGGUGCGCUGCAGCAACAAGCACCUCAAGGCCCUGCCCAGGGGUAUCCCCAAGAAUGUCACCGAGCUCUACCUGGAUGGAAACCAGUUCACCCAGGUGCCGGGUCAGCUCUCCACCUUCAAGUACCUGCAGCUGGUCGAUCUGAGCAACAACAGGAUCAGCUCACUGAGCAACUCCUCCUUCACCAACAUGAGCCAGCUCACCACCCUGAUCCUCAGCUACAACUCCCUGCAGUGCAUCCCUCCACUGGCCUUCGAGGGCCUCCGCUCCCUGCGGCUGCUGUCUCUCCAUGGCAACGAUAUCUCCACCCUCCCUGAGGGCAUCUUCGCGGAUGUCACCUCACUGUCCCACCUAGCCAUCGGGGCCAACCCACUGUACUGCAGCUGCAACCUGCGCUGGCUCUCCAGCUGGGUGAAGACAGGCUACAAGGAGCCAGGCAUUGCCCGCUGCGCCGGGCCCCCCGACAUGGAGGGCAAACUGCUGCUCACCACCCCUGCCAAGAAGUUUGAGUGCCAAGGGCCCCCAUCCCUGAUCGUGCAGGCCAAGUGCAACCCCUGCCUCUCCAGCCCCUGCCGCAACCAGGGCACCUGCCACAACGACCCGCUCGGCUCCUACCGCUGCGCCUGCCCCAUCGGCUACAAGGGCAGGGACUGUGAGGUGGCGUUGGAUGGCUGCUCCCAAAACCCCUGUGCCAAUGGGGGCACCUGCCAGCCCCAGGAUGGGGACAGGGACGGUUUCAGGUGCCUGUGUGCAGCAGGCUUUGAGGGUCCGAGCUGCCGCACCGCCAGUGACCCCUGCAAGGAGCACAGCUGUGAGAAUGGGGGCUCCUGCGUGGCUGCUGCCACCAACUACACCUGCCUGUGCCCUGCUCACUACACAGGGGAUUUCUGUGAGCAGCCACCAGAUUUCUGCUCGGCCGAGCUCAGCCCGUGCCAGCAUGGCUCCACGUGCAUCCCCACCAGCCAGGGGCCCAGGUGUGAGUGCGCACCCGGCUACGUGGGAACCAACUGCAGCAAGGACUUCGACGACUGCCAGGACCACCGGUGCCAGAACAACGCUCGCUGCGUGGAUGAGGUGAAUGGCUACUCCUGCCUCUGCGCCGAGGGCUACAGUGGACAACUGUGCGAGAUGCCACCCCAUGCCGCCGGGCAGCCCGGGCUCUGCGAGCGCGCCGAGUGCCAGAAUGGGGCCGCCUGCGUGGAGCGGGGCUCCCGUGCCCUCUGCCAGUGCCUGCCUGGCUUUGGCGGCCCCAAGUGUGAGAAGCUGCUGAGCGUCAACUUUGUGGACCGCGACACGUACCUGCAAUUCACCGACCUGCAGGACUGGCCCCGGGCCAACAUCACCCUGCAGGUCUCCACGGCUGAGGACAACGGCAUCCUGCUGUACAACGGUGACAGCGAUCACAUGGCUGUGGAGCUGUACCAGGGCCAUGUCAGGGUCAGCUAUGACCCCGGCACCCACCCCAGCUCAGCCAUAUACAGUGCCGAGACCAUCAACGACGGGCAGUUCCACACUGUGGAGCUGGUGACCUUCGACCAAAUGGUGAACCUCUCCAUCGAUGGUGGCAGCCCCAUGACCAUGGACAACUCGGGCAAGCACUACACGCUGAACAGCGAGGCCCCACUCUAUGUCGGGGGGAUGCCCGUGGAUGUCAACUCAGCCGCCUUCCGCCUCUGGCAGCUCCUCAAUGGCACCAGCUUCCACGGGUGCAUCCGCAACCUCUACAUCAACAAUGAGCUGCAGGACUUCACCAAGACACGGAUGACACCCGGCGUGGUGCCGGGCUGUGAGCCCUGCCGCAAACUGUACUGCCUGCACGGCAUCUGCCAGCCCACCGGCGCCCAGGGACCCGUCUGCCAUUGCGAGCCUGGCUGGGAUGGGCCCCACUGUGACCAACCCCGUGGUGGCCCCUGCCAGGGGCACAAGUGCGUGCACGGGCUCUGCCUGCCCCUCGACGCCCUCUCCUACAGCUGCCAGUGCCACCAGGGCUACCAGGGUGCCCUGUGCAACCAGCCCAGCACACCGCCCGACCCCUGCCGCCUCCUGUCCUGCCACCACGGCCGCUGCCGCCUCACCCCAGGCGGCCAGCCCGUAUGUGAGUGCCAUAGCGGCUACAGCGGGACCCUCUGUGACCAAGAGCCCGAGUGCCACGGAGAGCCGGUACGGGACUACCACCAGGUGCAGCGGGGCUACGCCAUCUGCCAGACCACGCGGCCGGUGCCCUACGUGCAGUGCCGGGGCACGUGCGGCGGUGACACCGACACCGGCUGCUGCAUCGGGCUGCGGCCGCGGCGCAGGAAAUAUGCCUUCGAGUGCAGCAACGGCGCGACCUUCGUGGAGGAGGUGGAGAAGCCCAGCAAGUGCGGCUGCAGCCCGUGCCUCUGAGCGCCGGGGUGCGGGGGCUGCUGCGGACAGCGGGGGGGGCAGCCAGGAGCCCCCGGCACCAGGAGUUCGCUCUGCCCUGCAGCCAGGGGCCGGGAUGUUGCCAAAGCCCAUCGCAGUUCCCACCACUCGGAGGAGCCCACCGGGGCUGGAGGAGGAUAGAUGUGUUGCAUCUAGAGGGUUGGAAAACAAAAAGGAAAAAAAAAAAAAAAAAAAGGAAAAAAAAAACCACAAACAAAACAAGUGUGUAGAUAGAGGAUUUUUUUAAGAACUUGCAGCUACACAAGUGUGUCUCGUGUGGGAGCUGCUCUGCCCCUCCGCCUGCUCUCCCUUCAUCUCCCUGCCUUCUUCACCGCCGGGGGGAACGUGUGAGGCCUCUCCGUGUGUCCCCCUGGCAGCUGCACAUCCAGCUGGGACCUUCCCAACACCCUGUGCUGGACCUGGCACUGCAGUGCCUCAUGUGCCACGGCUGCCAGGAGGGCUGAGCUCCGCGCCGGUACCCCCUGGUUCCCAGCACACCUAAGUCCCCCUUCCCAAAUGGCCCUGGCCCUGCUGCAGCAGCCCCUGCAGCCAGUGUUCGGUGCCAGCUCAGCCCACAAUGGGGACACGCUGGGUCAAACAGGAUGGAGCCAGGAGUGGCCUCACCAUGCAGUGCCAGCCCUGCCCUGGCACAGGGACGGGGCCCCUCUCCCUGCUGGGCUGUGUGCAGGGGUGUGGCCAUGCUGGAGCUCCCCAGAGGAUGUCCCUUAGAUGGCUGCUGGGGCACAGGUUUGUGAUGUUGUCAGCCCUGUGGACGCUGGGGCAGCUGAAGGCGGAGAUCCCAGAGGCGACACAGAGUCCAGCACAGGUCCCAGCAGGUCCGAGCUGUCAGGUCCACCACACAGCAGUGCCAGGGGACAUGUCGACAGGGCAGCAGGGGCACCACACUGUGUGCCGGCCACUGGUGUCCCAGGACCGAGGGUGACGGGCCAACCUGGGGCAAAUCACUGUGCCACCCCCAGGGCUGCGGCCGCAGCUCUCCCCAUCACAUCACACCAGCGCUUCACCGCAUCCCGCUGGGUGCAGCCGGCUGAUGGGUGCCAUCGCUGUCCCCACGCACCCAGGACAUGCCACCGCCUUGGGGACAUCUCUGCCACCAGCACCCUGUGCCACACGGCACGGCGGGACGCUCUCAUUCAGCCCCCAGCCGGGGCUCGGUUGUGUUGUGUUUCUGUUCUUGCUGUAAGCUAACCGCUAAAGUAUCUCUUUAUACAGAAUACUUACAGAUUCUAAUAUAUAUUUGUAUUUCAUUUUGUUAUAGUAUUUUUCUAUGUUCGGGGUCAACAAAUGCUGUUUUCUUUUUGUUUACAGAUGCUACUGGGCAGGAACGUGACGGUGGCUUUGUCUGGCCCGCGCGGUGUGUGUGUGUCACUGUUGCAGCCGCCGGUUUGCGCUGGGCUGGGGAGGGCACCCUCCGCCGGCAGAGGCUGUGUUGUUUUAGGAGAUGUUCGGUAUUGUCUAUGUUGUCCUCCACGUGAACAUGACAUUGAUUCAUUCAGA